Tetranychus urticae (two-spotted spider mite) is the source of this 1603-nucleotide messenger RNA. RefSeq lists its product as uncharacterized. The record is from RefSeq and is a predicted model, not a curated record. Lineage: Eukaryota; Metazoa; Arthropoda; Arachnida; Trombidiformes; Tetranychidae.
AGUUACUUGCUGUUUACAAAAUUCAGAGCAUCAAGAUUUGAAACUGAAUGUGAAUGAAUGAAUUUCAACUUUUCAAUUUUCCUAACGCCAUCUAACAAUCAACAAAAAAUUUCCAAUUCAUUUCUUUUUGAAUUUCCCACUUAAAAUACAAUAUUAUUUUUUAUCGUAACCGGUUCGAGUAUUUACUAACUCCAUUGCUUAGGAAACCGAAUAACCGACUAUCAACAAACAGAAAAUUCAAAAUAAACUUAUGUUUACAUUCAACUUGUAAAGUUACUUACAAUUUAAUGAUUAUGGUCAUUAAAUAUCUUGCAUGUUGGACUCAAAUGUGAUCUUUUUUGAAAGUGAGUCCAUCAUUUGCCAGAGUGUCAACGUUGAACGAGUUUUAGUGAAAUGAAGAAAGUUAUAAAAUUAUUUAUGAUUCUCAACCAAAGUGCUGACAGUGUUCCCUCAUUAUCACUAGACAAUCAUUCUAUCCUUUUCCCACUGGUUGAUAAUAGAUCAAGUUUUGUUAAUUAAACUCCUAGCAUUUUAAAAAUUCAUUACAAUCAAAAUGAGUCUAUCAUCACCUGAGGAGCAAGGGAUUCGUGCAAUCCUUAAAUUUGUUCCUCAAUACGAUUUGAUACCUCUUGUAUCAACUUUAACAAAUGGACUCGUUAAAGUCAAUAAUAUCGAAGAUGCCAUUCAAGCUUUAUUGAAGUAUUGUAAAGACUCUCUUGAUAUCCUCAAGCGUAAAAAAAUCACUAAAGAAGUAUUAUUCAAGUACUUAAAGGAAUCAAAUGUUGACGUUUCACCAAAAUGCGAUAAGACAGAAUUAAUUCAUAUUUGUAUGAGCCAUUGGCAAGUCUCUUCGAUUACAACUGAAGCAAUCGAUUGGGAAAUGGCUGAAAUGGAUACUUCAAUUGAAUCAUCUGAUCUCAUUCUGCAACCUUUCUGUUUAACUGCCGAAACAUUAAUGUCAAUGGGACUAAACUUUGGUAAAUGGUUUUACAACUUACUUGACAAUGUUAACACUGACUCAGUCUUUGGACCACAGCACUUUUGGUCUGAUUCUAUAAGUAAUAUUACAAUUUCAACUGUAAAUGGACAAGAUAUAACACUCUCCGUGAUUGGAGAUGUUCAAACUGUAGAAAAAAUUAGACAGGCGGUCAAUCAUUUUCAGUAUCGUUUUGAACCCAAUUUGUAUAAAGAUUUUAAUUGUGACAUGGAUGGUCAUGGUUUAGUUAAAAUUUGUAUCAAUGGAGUAAUUUAUAAACAUAAUCAACCGGACGGAGUUUUUCAGAGCUCGUUCGGUCUUAUUAAGGACCCAGCUGUCUGUGAUACCAAUUGGAAAAUUAAAUAUUUAGAAAUGCAUUGGAAAGUUAAUUCUGUUCUCACAAAUCAGAUUGCAUCGAGCUUUUGAUCUUUUGAGCUUUAUCUAAAUAUCCACAUGUACUUUACAACGUGAUUUCACUACUUUAUUAUGUCAGCCUAACUUAAACUUCACCGAAAUUUGGACGAAUCAUCCGUGAAGAUAAACUUCCACUACAAAAGAUUUAUGUAAAAUCGAUAUUUUUUACAUCUAUUCUGUAAAUAUUAAAUUAAUUUUACUUCAUUUUUACUA